This is a messenger RNA of Zeugodacus cucurbitae (melon fly), 2001 nucleotides long. RefSeq names its product zinc finger protein 41. The transcript is spliced from 5 exons. Gene Ontology annotation, molecular function: zinc ion binding. Bases 328 to 1755 code for a protein of 475 amino acids. Lineage: Eukaryota; Metazoa; Arthropoda; Insecta; Diptera; Tephritidae. Gene Ontology annotation, cellular component: nucleus. The record is from RefSeq and is a predicted model, not a curated record.
CUUGAUUUAACAGCUGUUGAAAUUUAUACCCAACUUAGACCAACUAGAGAUGGGACAAUUUUGAGUAUUAACGAUAAUAGUAUUGGAAAUCGAAUACAUGUUUAGUUAGGUCGUUUUUAACUAUUUUAUUGUUUGCAGUGAAAAAUCUUGUGGGAGAAUUGGAGAGCAUCAACAAUGAAUCGUUUACAACACUAAAUAUUUGAUAAACAAGAGGAUAUGUUGAUUUUAAUACAUACAAUUAAUUUCACGAAUGCGGAAAACUAAAAAAUAAAUCGUUCCUAAAUCUUUUAAACUUUGGAAAUAUCUUUAUAUAAAAGCGCUAUUAUAAUGGAUUCGAUGAAGAUAUGUCGUGCAUGUCUAUCGCCCGAAGGACGAGUCCAUCUAUUAGAUUGGUAUCAGCCUGUUGACUCAUUGGAAUACGUUUUAUCAUACAAAGAGUGUUUUUGCAAAUGUACCCAGAUAAAAAUGAGUUUAAAAGGCGACUCUAACGAAAAUAAUGAAAGCCAAACACAAUUUUUAUGCUACUGUUGUGCUAAAAAGCUAAAGGAUGCUUAUAUUUUUAUUGAAAAGGCAAAGCAAGCAGAUAACGAAUUACGUUGCAUGGGGAUACGGCAUUUCCCCGUUGGAGAUGUUACAAGCAAUUUCGAAUGGGUAGCAGUAAAAGCAAAACAAAUUGAUGCAGAAAUUACUACAGAAAGCAAGUUCUGCGUUGAUGUUAUAGAGAUCAAAAAUGUAUGCCAUGAUCAUGAAACAAACGGGAAAGAAAUUGUUUUAUUAAAUGAUCAAGAACAGAGAAACAGUGAUUUGAAGAUAGAAAAUGAAUUCGAAGGUCAGAACGAUGGCGAACAUGAAAUUGAAGCAUUAAACUCCAGUGGAUUCAGUAAUUUUUCUAAUAGCACAUUUGAAAGUGAAGUUGAAAAAAUUAAAGGAAAUACAAAAAUUAAUCAAUCUAAAAUUAAAUUGAAAAAAAUGGACGAAUUGGUUAAUUGUGAAGAAUGUAAAAAAACAAUGACAAGGAAGGCAUUGAUAAAACAUAAGCCGCGACACAAACCAAAAAUUUUUCUGUGCCAAGCCUGUCCCAAAACAUUUCGGGAAUACCAUGGUUUAAAGAACCACGAACUUAUUCAUCAAGAAAAUCGCGAAAGAUAUCCAUGCGAAAAGUGCAAUCAAACAUUUUUGUCGCCCUAUUCUUACAAAAAACAUGUCCAAACGCAUGAAAACAAUAGAAAACCGAUUUAUAAAUGCACACAGUGUGAAAAAUCAUUUCUACAUAAAAACGGCUUAACAAUUCACGAACUUCAUCACAAGGGGGCCUCAAUCGAAUGUAAUAUAUGUCAAAAACGAUAUGUUCGAAAAGUAGAUCUUGAUACUCAUUUGCGAACCCACUCGGGAGAAUCUCCAUUUGUGUGUCAAAUAUGUGGCAAAUCAUUUAUUCAUAAACGUAUUCUAAAUCGACACAUGCAAUAUCAUGAAGGCUACUUUAACUACACUUGUUUGACCUGUGGUGAAAAAUUCUCAAAAUAUGACAAAUACUAUUCACAUCGCAUGCGACACACUGGCUUACCUUUUAAAUGUGGUUCAUGCGGAAAACAAUUCCCCGAUGCAUACAAAAUCAAGCGCCAUAUUAGAGGAGUACACAAAAUUGAGAAACACGAUGAAUUAGAAAAGCUGGUAGUGAGAAUAAAUAUAACAAAAGAACGUAGGGGACGAAUAGUGGAAGUUUUAAAAAAUCCGGAGGAGGAAAAACCAACUUAAUUUGAGAUGUUGCGAAUAACUCUUCAAGUUGGUUUAAACGCAAUUAUAAUGUAAUAUUUUACUUGAGAAGUAAACGUAUUUAUUGUGCAAAAGUGAGCAGACCGCACAAUUUCAGAAAUUAUAGGUACCUACACAUAUGGGACCUUUGUAUAGAUAUACUAAUUACAAAGCGUAAACUGCUGAUAAAAUUUUUAAAUUGUAAUAAAAAUAAAAUGAUAUGUGUAUUUGUGUAUGUUAUUCCGUUAA